Molecule: messenger RNA, 5299 nt
Organism: Rhizopus microsporus ATCC 52813
Lineage: Eukaryota; Fungi; Mucoromycota; Mucoromycetes; Mucorales; Rhizopodaceae
Exons: 3
Coding region: 144-5291 (1715 amino acids)
Cellular component (GO): cell periphery; cell septum; myosin complex
Molecular function (GO): cytoskeletal motor activity; ATP binding; chitin synthase activity
Source: RefSeq, a predicted model, not a curated record
CUCUUUUAACAAAAAGGAAAAGAGGGGUUCGCUGAUAGACAAACAUUCAACAAAUUCCCCUUUCCUUGUGUAAGAUUACACAAAUACCGGAGUAGAAGAAGGCAUCUCUUCUUUUCUCUUCUUUUUCUCUUUUCAACUAAACCAUGAAAAAGCAGGUUCUAUGGGACCUUUGUGCUUCUGAUGCCUCUCUUGUAAAAACACUCAAAGACAACUAUGAGGCGAACCAGCUUUAUACUCGUAUAAGCGACAACAUCUUGGUCUCAUUAGCUCAUUCUACUCCAUUUGACCUGACAGCAUCUCUAGACUAUGCCACAGAAUACAAGGAUACGACUGGAUCAAUUAGUCCACUUGCGCCUCAUUUAUUUCAACUCAUAAACCAAGUCUAUCUUCAUAUGAGAAGAACAGGCAUAAAUCAAUCGAUUCUAUUGCAUAACAAAUAUCAAAGCAAAGACACAUCUCAGUCUAUCCUUUCACAUCUUGUGACUCUCAGUGCUCAUAAAAAGGAAACAAAGCUGCAAACCCAGAUCUUACAGAUCAACACCAUCUUGGACGCCUUUGCAGAUUCAUGCGGGAAAUACAUAGAGAUUCAGUAUAACGAACGCGGCAGGAUGAUCGGAUCGAAACUAUUGACCUUUUUAUUUGAUAAACGACGAGUCAUCAGCCGACACAAUUACCCGGUAUUCUAUCAUCUAUUGUUCGGCGCAUCUCCAGAGGAGCGAUCCCUUUUUUCAUUACCCGCCACCUUUGAAUCCCGAUAUGUUCGAUCUGAUCAGCCAUACGAAGAUCAAGAGCAGUACGAAUGUCUGAAGGCUGCGAUGAGAAUAUUAGGUUUAAGCGCAAAAAGGACGUCAAGGAUAAUGCAUCUACUUGCUACUUUACUUCAUUUGGGCCAAUUGGAAUUUGCUAAAGGCGAGGAGGAAGGAGCUUAUGUGAAGAACGUACAGGAGCUUGAAUGGGUUGCGGAUGCUCUCGGUGUAGAUGCUCGUGCACUCGAAUUUGCAUUGACUUACAAGACACAGAUGAUCAAAAAGGAUGUCACUACGCUUAUUCUUGAUCCCAAGCAGGCCUCCGUGCAACGCGAUGAACUCGUCUCGACGCUUUACUCUCUUUUCUUCAAUUGGCUGGUGGAGUACAUCAACACCAAAUUAUGCAGCAACGAUGACCUGAACCUCAUCGGUAUUCUCGAUUUACCCUCCCAUUCAUCUCUCGGCAACUUUCAAGCCCUGUGCAUCAAUUACGCCAACGAACGUUUGCAUGACUAUAUCCACCAAUACCUAUUUGAAACAAGCGUGCAAGAGCACAAAAAUGACGGGUUAGACUGCGAUUUUGUGCAUACCCCUGCGUCCGAUUGUCCAGAAUUUUUGAACAAUAUGAUCGAUAUCAUCAGCAGUUAUUCCAAGAAGAGCGACUAUACAGAUGAUAAACAAGGUAGAGCCUUGGUAGAUGCCGUUUCAAAUAACAACAACAGCAAUUGCUUUUCACUUGAAAAAUCAGAAACAGGAGCUCCUCUCUUUGCAAUUCAGCACUUUACAGGAGAUGCAUUGUAUACGCCACGAUUUAUUGAAGCCAACAGAGACGCGAUCGAUCCAGACUUUGUAACUCUGUUUGUAGGUAAUAAUGCAGACUUUCCUGCUUCGAUUAACUCGUUUGUUGCCGGUCUUUUUGAGCAAGUGGUGACCGAGCACCAUCCUAAACAGCAAGGUGCUAUCGUCAGCGCACAAUCUGGACUAGGUCGUUCACCAUCCACAAGGCGAUCCAAGUCAGCAGAGAACGAGAAGUCACGAUCUAAACCAAAGACAUCCCUUGUCCUCAAACAGCUCAAGUCUUUGCUGGGCGAUAUCUUUUCAGCUCUAGAUGAAACCAUUCCUUGGUUUGUUUUUGUCAUUCAACCCACAUUUAGCUCCAUUCAUUUUGAUUCAUCUUUUGUUCAAGAUCAAACAGACUCGCUUGGUCUUACAUCUAUUACUGAGCGAUACAAGUCAGUAAGGAACUUGCUGAAUAUCUAUACAUACCAAGACUUUUGCGAACGCUAUGCACGGGUGCUGAACGGAUUGAACAUAGAGCAUGAUAGAGAAUUGAGUUCGAGAUGUCAAGCCGCAUGCGACUUACUAAACUGGCUGCCUAAUGAAGACUAUAGAAUGGGACAUACAAAGAUAUUUAUGAAUGAUAAAGUGUGGAAACAGCUGGAGGAUAUGCUGCGGUCUGCGGAAAAGGAAGAACAGAGAAAACAGAAAGAGCACCAAAACUUGCAACCAGUACGAGACAUUGGCGACGAAUUUUCAGUAGCCCCAACUAAUUCCACCACAGGGUCUAAUGCCGAUCUUAUUAGUAACAACAAAAAGCAGACAAAAAUGGCCGCUGCUGCAGCAUCAGCAGCAGGUCUCCCUCUCCCUUCCCUUCGCCACAGCGGCUAUUACUCAGAAGCCUCCCUUGCCUCAGCAGAUCAACAAUACAACUAUGAAACCGAUACAGUCUCUGAGGCGUUUGGAGCAUCAUAUAUGGAGCUCAAGAAUAUACCACAACAACAAACACUGCCAAUAGAAGAAGAAAAACACGAAAUGUCAGGUGUCAGAAAACGCUGGCUCUUUUUCGUCUGGUGCAUGACUUGGUGGAUCCCAUCUCCCUUUUUGACCUGGUGCGGCGGAAUGAAGCGUAAGGACAUCCAAAUUGCCUGGCGAGAAAAAGUCACUCUGUGCACAAUCAUCCUUUGCUUAUCGGGUUUUAUCAUUUGGUUUCUCGUCUUUUUCGGUAAACUGAUCUGUCCUCAUCAAAACGUCUUUUCACAAUCCGAGUUGCAAGCGCAUACGUCUCCUGGGAAUGCAUAUAUUGCUAUUCGUGGCGAAGUCUUUGAUCUGACUAAAUUUGCGCCCCAUCACUGGGCAAAUCAGGUCAUCUCGACUUCUGCCAUUAUGGCUUAUGCCGGUAAGGACGCAAGUGACCUUUUCCCUGUGCAAGUCUCUGCUCUCUGUCAAGGCGUGAAUGGCUCUGUCUCUGAAUACGUGUCCCUAGAUUAUCAUUUUAAUCUUACCGAUACAAACUCCAAGUACCAUGAUUUCCGUGCAUGGACAGACGAUUAUCGACCCGAUUGGUACUUUGAACAAAUGAUGUACUUUCGCAAAAAUUACAAACUCGGCAGCAUGGGGUACAGUUCUGCCGAAGUUUACAAGCAAGCUACCGUGCCGGCUGAUAUCAGUGGAACGAAAACCCUCAGGACAUGGGCCAUUCUGAACGGCAGUAUCUAUGACUUGACCUACUAUGUAGCAGGCGGUCGACGUGUGCAGUUUCCAGAAAAUGCAAGCAACAGAAGCGCAGACGGAAUCGAGGUAGAUUACAUGUCAGACGUGGUUGUCAACCUGUUUCGUCAAAAGUCAGGACAAGAUAUCUCUCAGCUUUGGGCAGCUCUACCUCUAGAUCCAGAAGUACGUUAUCGUCAAGAGGUAUGCUUGAGGAACUUGUUUUAUGUUGGAGCAGUCGACGAGCGAAAUUCAGCCCGAUGUAUCUUUGCGGAAUACCUCCUUUUGAUCGUCACGAUUUUUCUUUGCUUGGUCAUCGUCUUUAAGUUCUUGGCUGCCCUUCAGUUUGGUACAACACGUGAGCCUGAAGUGCACGACAAGUUUGUGAUAUGUCAAGUACCUUGUUAUACCGAAGGAGAGGACGAACUUCGGAAGACGAUUGAUUCGAUUGCUGCGUUACAAUACGACGAUAAGAGAAAGCUCUUGUUUAUCAUUUGUGAUGGUAUGAUUGUAGGCGGCGGUAACGACAAGCCCACGCCGCGUAUCGUCUUGGAUAUCUUGGGGGUUGAUCCAUCUGUAGACCCUGAGCCUUUAUCGUUUCUUUCUGUGGGAGAAGGGCAAAAGCAGCACAAUAUGGGCAAAGUUUAUUCUGGACUAUAUGAAUCUUCGGGACAUGUCGUGCCUUAUAUUGUUGUGUCCAAGGUAGGCAAGCCUAGUGAACGACAGAAACCGGGCAACCGUGGUAAACGAGACUCACAGUUGGUCCUGAUGAGAUUUUUGAACAAGGUGCAUUUUAAUGCGCCCAUGACCCCGAUGGAGCUUGAGAUAUAUCAUCAGAUCAAAAAUGUGAUUGGUGUCAAUCCUAGCUUUUACGAGUUUGUGCUUAUGGUAGAUGCCGAUACUGAAGUGAUGCCAGACGGACUCAAUCGUCUUGUCUCUGCCUUUGUUCAUGAUGCCAAGGUCAUUGGUCUGUGUGGUGAAACGAAGCUGUCGAAUGAAAAGGAUACCUGGGUGACGAUGAUCCAAGUCUAUGAAUACUUUAUUUCGCAUUACAUGAUCAAGGCAUUUGAAUCGCUCUUUGGAUCCGUGACCUGUUUACCAGGUUGCUUUUGUAUGUACCGUAUUCGCUCGCCUACCAAAAAUCAGCCAUUGCUAGCGUCCAAUCAAGUAAUCGAAGAUUAUCAAAUUAACCGUGUAGACACCCUUCACAAGAAGAACUUGUUGCAUCUUGGUGAAGAUCGUUAUUUGACAACGUUGAUCUUGAAGCAUUUCCCCAGCUAUAAAACUAAAUUUGUUGCUGAUGCCAAAUGUGCUACCAAUGCACCUGAUCAAUGGAGUGUCUUGCUCUCUCAGCGUCGUCGUUGGAUCAAUUCGACCAUUCAUAACCUUGGCGAACUUGUCUUCUUGCCGCAACUUUGUGGAUUCUGCUGCUUUUCAAUGCGAUUUGUUGUCAUGCUGGAUUUGGUCAGUACCCUAGUUCAACCUGCCAUUGUCGGCUACCUUGCCUAUCUUAUCUAUACACUAGCUACCUCAACAAGUAACAUACCUCUCAUGUCCAUCAUCACCAUUGCUGGUGUUUACGGUCUUCAAGCGAUCAUUUUUAUACUUCACAGAAAGUGGGAACAUAUUGCCUGGAUGAUUGUCUCCAUCUUUGCUAUCCCCGUAUUUUCAUUCUAUAUACCCAUCUACUCUUAUUGGCAUUUUGACGAUUUCUCAUGGGGAAACACACGUGUGGUACUUGGAGAGAAAGGUAAAAAAGUCAUUGUUGGUGCAGACGAAGGUCAGUUUGAUCCCAAUUCGAUUCCAACCAUGACAUGGGACAAGUACGAAGAAGGGCUCUACUAUGAUCCUGCAAUAGAGGUUAUGUCUGUCGGAUCUGGUAGUCAAUAUACCCGUAGUUCAAGUAAUACCAGGCCGUCAAGAAACACUAAUCAGUGCUCAAGUAGUCAGCUGUUUAAAUCAUCACCGUCGUUUGUUUUGAAUAAUCAGCAUAACCCUCAUCAUUCUCUAGCGAGCGGCAUGACAUACCCUUUAUCACCAUUACAAAGAUACGAAUAAUAAAGCCC